CCUGCACUCGCUCGCCCGCCCGCCCGCUCGGCCUCUCGGUGGUUCUCGCCGCGGCAGCACCAUGGCCAGCACGUUCGCCCGAAGAUCCGCCGGUCUCCUGGCCUUGGCGGGUGCUGCCGGCUCGCUGGGUGCGGGCUUCCUCCUCUCCCGGGACCCCGUGGGCGCCGCGGCGGCGAAGCGGCGCCUCUACCCGCCCAGUGCGGAGUACCCAGAUCUGCGCAAGCACAACAACUGCAUGGCCAGCAGCCUGACUCCUGCCCUCUACACCCAGCUCUGUGACAAAGCCACCCCCAACGGCUGGACUCUGGACCAGUGCAUCCAGACAGGAGUGGACAACCCUGGGCACCCCUUCAUCAAGACCGUUGGCAUGGUGGCAGGAGAUGAAGAGUCCUACGAGGUUUUUGCUGAUAUAUUUGACCCGGUGAUCGAAGAGCGCCACAAUGGCUACACCCCUCUCACCAUGAAGCACCCCACAGACCUGGAUGCCAGUAAGAUCAAGGCUGGACAUUUUGACGAGCGGUAUGUGCUGUCGUCGCGGGUACGGACGGGCCGCAGCAUCCGUGGCCUCAGCUUGCCCCCAGCAUGCAGCCGGGCUGAGCGCCGGGAGGUGGAGAAGGUCACAGCAGAAGCCUUGAGCGGCCUGACUGGGGACCUAGCUGGGAAGUAUUACCGCCUCAGUGAGAUGACAGAGAAGGAGCAGCAGCAGCUCAUUGAUGACCACUUCCUCUUUGACAAGCCUGUCUCCCCUCUGCUGACAGCUGCAGGCAUGGCUCGUGACUGGCCUGAUGCCCGAGGAAUCUGGCACAACCAUGAGAAAACCUUCCUGGUCUGGGUCAACGAGGAGGACCACACCCGCAUCAUCUCCAUGGAGAAGGGGGGCAACAUGAGGAGAGUCUUUGAGAGGUUCUGCCGAGGCUUGAAGGAGGUGGAGCGUUUGAUCCAGGAGAGGGGCUGGGAGUUCAUGUGGAACGAGAGGCUGGGCUACAUCCUGACAUGCCCCUCCAACCUCGGCACUGGCCUGCGUGCGGGGGUGCAUAUUAAGCUGCCACUGCUGAGCAAGGAUAGCCGCUUCUCAAAGAUACUGGAAAAACUGAGGCUCCAAAAGCGUGGCACUGGUGGCGUGGACACAGCUGCUGCAGGGAGCAUCUGUGACAUUUCCAAUCUGGACCGGCUGGGCCAAUCCGAGGUGGAGCUGGUGCAGCUGGUCAUUGAUGGUGUGAACUACCUGAUCGACUGCGAGCGGCGCCUGGAGCGUGGCCAGGACAUCCGCAUCCCCUCACCGGUGCCACAGUUCCAUAGCUGA
Rhineura floridana is the source of this 1303-nucleotide messenger RNA. It is a transcript of the gene CKMT1A, whose product is annotated as creatine kinase, mitochondrial 1A. The transcript is spliced from 9 exons. The coding region runs from base 62 to 1303 and encodes 413 amino acids. Lineage: Eukaryota; Metazoa; Chordata; Lepidosauria; Squamata; Rhineuridae. Gene Ontology annotation, molecular function: creatine kinase activity. Gene Ontology annotation, cellular component: mitochondrion. The record is from RefSeq and is a predicted model, not a curated record. Gene Ontology annotation, biological process: phosphocreatine biosynthetic process.